Messenger RNA from Cavia porcellus (domestic guinea pig), 930 nucleotides. Its product is annotated as olfactory receptor 7A40-like. The transcript has a single exon. Gene Ontology annotation, biological process: G protein-coupled receptor signaling pathway. Lineage: Eukaryota; Metazoa; Chordata; Mammalia; Rodentia; Caviidae. The coding region runs from base 1 to 930 and encodes 309 amino acids. The record is from RefSeq and is a predicted model, not a curated record. Gene Ontology annotation, molecular function: olfactory receptor activity; G protein-coupled receptor activity. Gene Ontology annotation, cellular component: plasma membrane.
AUGGCACCAGAGAAUCACACCAAAAUUUCAGAAUUUCUCCUUCUGGGAAUUUCAGAGAACCCCAGCUUGCAACCCUUCCUCGUCGGGGUUUUCCUGUACAUGUACCUGGUCACCGUGAUUGGGAACCUGCUCAUCAUCCUGGCCACAACUGCAUACUCCCACCUGCACACACCCAUGUACUUCUUCCUCUCCAACCUGUCUUUUGUUGACAUCUGUUUCACUUCCACCACGGUGCCCAAGAUGCUGGUGAACAUUCAUACACACGACAAGGCCAUAACCUAUACAGGCUGUGUCAUUCAGAUAUACUUCUUCAUACUCUUUGGAGUUUUGGACAACUUUCUUCUCACGGUGAUGGCCUAUGACCGCUUUGUGGCCAUCUGUCACCCGCUGCGUUACACAGUCAUCAUGAAUCCCAAGCUCUGUGGACUGCUAGUUUUGAUGUCCUGGAUCACAAGUGCACUGAACUCCUCCUUACAAAGCUUGAUGGUGUUACGGCUGUCCUUCUGCACAGAGCUGAAAAUCCCGCAUUUUUUCUGUGAAAUCAAUCAGGUUGUGCUCCUUGCCUGUUCGGACACUUUUUCUAAUGACAUGGUAAUGUUUUUUGCAGCAGGGCUGCUGUUCUGUGGCCCUCUGGCUGGCAUCCUUUACUCUUACUGUAAGAUUGUUUCCUCCAUCCGUGCCAUCUCAUCCACUCAGGGGAAGAAGAAAGCAUUUUCCACCUGUGCCUCUCAUUUAUCUGUGGUCUGCUUAUUUUAUUGCACGUGCCUAGGAGUGUAUUUUAGCUCAUCUGCCACACACAACUCACGCUCCAGUGCGACAGCCUCCGUGAUGUACAGCGUGGUCACCCCCCUGCUGAACCCCUUCAUCUACAGUCUGAGGAAUAAGGACCUAAUGGGAGCGCUGAGAAAACUCUUCCAAGGGAAGACAUAA